This is a messenger RNA of Planococcus citri (citrus mealybug), 794 nucleotides long. RefSeq lists its product as uncharacterized. The transcript is spliced from 8 exons. The record is from RefSeq and is a predicted model, not a curated record. The coding region runs from base 54 to 602 and encodes 182 amino acids. NCBI's taxonomy places the organism in Eukaryota, Metazoa, Arthropoda, Insecta, Hemiptera, Pseudococcidae.
AAAUCUGUUUAUAAUACAUUUUUAGGCGUUGAUCGCCAAGAAAGGUUUAUCCUAUGUUAGUAAAUUUCAGCUGCUGUAAAUACUUCAUUACGUUUGUAUAUUCGUUGAUGGCAUCAUUAAAUGCAUUUUGGUGCGGGUUGAUUAUUUUCACAGUAGGGUGCAAUGUAUUAUUCAUCAACUCUCAAAACAAUGCUUAUGAUGAUAACAAACAUCAAAGAAAAUCAAUCUCUAGAUUUUUCAAAUCAGUAGCCAAAAUCAUCACCAGACAUGGAAUCGAUGUAGGAGUAGUAGGAUCAAAUAUAACGGAACUUCUGAACGAUGAUCCACAUGAUAUUUACAAAUGUGGGCAAAGAUUAAUCAAGUUUAUCGAAUCAUUGAAUAAAAAUAAAAAAAAUGCGUUAACAAAUCAGGAAAAAGAUCAAAUUGAAGCUGAUUUUUGCAAUUUGGUCAGUUGGAUAUCGAUGUGCGAUACUUAUAAUCUUUGGACAGGCGAAUUCGGAGGAGGAAGUAUUUGCGCAGCUAUUCUGAAGAGUAGUGGCACUGAUCCAGUCGCUAUACUUGGAGCCAAAGAUGACGAUCCUAUAAGAAACAUCACAUACUGAAUAAGAAUCGUAAAAAUCUUGGGGAUGGAUGAUCAAUUGCUGGCAUAAACCUAAACCAUAAUUAUGAUCCAUGAAGCUGUACUCUAAAACGAACUAAGGAGAAUAAGAAAUUUUACGCUAGUCUGUUUUUCUAACACUGUUGAAAGAGAAGGUGUACUCAAACAAAUAAAUCAUAUUAUUUUGCCCAACUUA